GUCAAUAAACUGUCAAAGUAGGUAAUUUAUUUUCUUGUUUUCGCGUAAAAUUCGCAUUCGUUAUUUGCAAAUUGUAAUGCGUUUUGCAUGUUUGUUUACUGUGGAAUAAUUUUCUAUCGAUGUUGGCCACUUUGCGCAAUAAAUUGAAAUGGAGUUCUACAGGAUUAGAGGAGACCAGAAAUUUUCAAAAAUCGUAUAUUUUAAGUAUUUACAUUGGAUUACUUGAAGAUAUUUUACUGUGGAAAAAUAAGUGGCUUUCUUUGUCUUUUUUGAUACUUGUAAAUACUUUCAUAAUCGUUAGCGCACAUCAGGAAAUCACCUUUUUAGAAUUUUUCUUUUAUGCAUCAAUUACAUUAUUAAGUAUUGAUGCCUUGGAAAUUUGGUUGAAAUAUAAACAUAGAACUGCAUGUUUGAAAAGACUGGCAAAUCAUGAUGCCACAAAACUCAUCACAGUUAUAAAACAUUUCAAUGACUGGGCAGCCAAGAAGUGGUCUGAAUAUCUUUAUCUCAGAGAAAAAAAUCAUACCAAGGCAUUUUUAAUGGUCAACAUUUGUUUGGGAUUGUUGUUCAUUGUUGGAAAACACAUUAAUGGAUAUUUAUUGAUUCAUUUAAUCUGCAUGGCUAUUUGCUUAUUCUACAAACUAGCACCACCACUUUCAAAAUUACUUCAAAAAAUACAAGCAAAUGCAGAAUCCGAUGUUGAAUAUGAAGGCCUAAUUCCAGAAGUUACAGAGCUUGAUGUCAAUUUGUUGUCCUUAGACCCUGAACCUAAUCCAGUUGAUGAGCGUCAAAGUUUAGAUUACUGGAAGCCCCAUGAUUUAGCAAUAGACGAAGCAAGUGACAGCUCAGACAAUAGCAGCUCUCUUGUGACUAAUUUGUCUGUGGAUAAAAUGCAAUCUCUCGACAAAGAUAUGGAAACAUCAGAUUCUAGUGAAGACGAGUAUACCCCAAUAGAACAAAAAACGGGGCCAUUGCAAUCAACUUUAGAAAUUGUUAACCCAAAAGAUACUUGGAGCGGAAGUGCUUAUAAUGCCCUAUGGAAUCUAACAGAAGCUGUCACCAACAUGGUAUAUACUAAACCAGAAGAUAGUAAACGGAAACGAGUGUCAAGCAUAGAUUCGUCAGAUGGCUUUGAAAUGAUAGACCAAAACGAUCUUCUGUGAAUAAUAAUGUAUUAUCAUGAAACAUAAAAUGUAGAUAUUGGUGAUUAAUUAAAAUAACAUAGUAAUGUA
Molecule: messenger RNA, 1232 nt
Organism: Amyelois transitella
Lineage: Eukaryota; Metazoa; Arthropoda; Insecta; Lepidoptera; Pyralidae
Exons: 6
Coding region: 120-1163 (347 amino acids)
Source: RefSeq, a predicted model, not a curated record